Haliotis rubra (blacklip abalone) is the source of this 836-nucleotide messenger RNA. Its product is annotated as integumentary mucin C.1-like. NCBI's taxonomy places the organism in Eukaryota, Metazoa, Mollusca, Gastropoda, Lepetellida, Haliotidae. The record is from RefSeq and is a predicted model, not a curated record. The coding region runs from base 90 to 836 and encodes 248 amino acids. The transcript is spliced from 3 exons.
CCAAUCACAUUUGCAUCCCCGUCAACACAGCUAAAGCCCAUGUAUGUGUACGUAUUGGUGCGUUCAUACCACAAACUACUGACGAGACAAUGCCAUCAAAGACUGCAACAACAACAGUCACUGCGGCAACUACAUCUGCCGCACCUCCAACAACAAUUGAACUGACUACUUCCACGACAACAGCUCCGACUUCAACAUUCAAAGCGACUGCGGCAACCACAUCUGCCGCACCUCCAACUACACUUGAAGUGACUACUUCCACGACAACAGCUCCGAUUCCAACAUUCACAGCGACUGCGGUAACCACAUCCGCCGCACCUCCAACUACACUUGAAGUGACCAUGACGACAAGUCCCAUGUCAACUUCAACAACUUCAAAUGGGACUACAACAUCUGCUGAACCGACUACAUCAGCUCCAACAGCAACUUCGGCUGCCACAACGACAACUGCUCCAUAUAACGGUACAUGUGUAACGGAUAUCGACUGUGCUGUUCCUCCUGGACGGACGUGCUCUGGUGGUGUCUGCAUAUGUUCCAUCGGAUACGACAUGGACGAGACCAGCGUUACCUGCAGAAAGCUGACAGAAUGUUCAUCAUUUGGUUCGGGCUUCAUCCUCUACGUGGACAAAGUCAUCAAAGGGUACGCUGUCUACAAGUCUUACACCACGCCCGCAGACUGUGCCCGCUUGUGCCUGAAUGCAACAUCUACGUGCAGAUCUUUUGAAAUGCAAGACACAGUCUGCUUUUUGCAAGCAGUCACGUGGUUUUCAGUCCCAAACCAUAAACGUGUGUCAUUUCAAGGUGUUAAUCACUACCAACGAAGAUGUGCCUGGUGA